CUCAUUUUCUGAAGUCUAUUGUGCGUGCAAAUUGACCUCCAUCACCAAUUCACAACCACAACAGAAUCCCUCAUUAUACAUACAUAUAUAUAUAUAUACACACACAUUACCAAGGAGAAACUAAACAUAGUAAAGAUAACAACAUAAAAGAAAAGAAAAGACACUCUUCUUUCUUCCUCUUUUUGCUCUCUUCAUCAAGAAUCUCAAUGGCUACUUCUUCUACCACUACAACUCCAAGAUAUGGUCAAAGAGACACCACAUUUUCCACCCCAAUUUUCACUCCUUCUCACUCUUCCAACUCUUCCUUUGGAUCACUUUCUUUCCAUGAUCAUCAUGAUUCCCCUUUUAGCCCUUUUCAAUUUUCUACCAAGGGAGUGCCAUUUUCUUGGGAAAACAUUCCUGGAAUUCCAAAGCAACAAAUUUCAAGGAAAAAUAGCUCUUCUUUAAGGCAACUAUUACCAUUGCCACCACCAGCUGGAAAUCCUCCAAAUUCAGCCAAGAAAACACAAAGGGUUCGCGACGAAUUUUCUCCAAGAAAGAGUACUGCUAGUGAAAGCUUUAAGAAGGAUCCAUUUUUUGCAGCAUUUGUGGAGUGUUCCAAGGAUCAACAAGAAAAUCAUGAGAAUUUUAGUAACAUGUGGAAGAGUACUACUUCUUCACCAAAGGUAGUGGCAUCAUCAACAAGAAGUUUAAUUGACAGAUUUGGAGUGAUAAGCAUGUAUGCAUCUUGUAAAAGAACCUGUACUGUUUCAGAAUCCAUUGUUUAUCUUCCAAGAUCAAGAAAUUAUGGUCUCCUUAAUACUCGUCGAACAAGCCGAUAAAAAAAAAGUCAAUUUGAGUCGAGGGUAUAUCUGAAACUUCUCUAUCUUUACAAGGUAGGAGUAAGGUCUGUGUACACUCUAUCCUCCAUAUACUCCACUUAUGUACCAUUACAGUGGGUAAGUUAUUAUUGUUGUAAUUAGGGUCAUUGGCCAUUAGCCAAAGGGUCAUGACUCAAGUUCUACAUCCAUAACAGUUUGGUUUUCGAGAUAUUAUUGUAAGUUUCUCAACUUGUUUGAGAUUAAGACGUAAUUAAUUUGUUGGCAUUUUUAUGAUCAUAAUUAAGACAUAAUUAAUGUUAUUGUACAGUUGUACUUUA
Lycium barbarum (goji berry) is the source of this 1138-nucleotide messenger RNA. RefSeq lists its product as uncharacterized. Lineage: Eukaryota; Viridiplantae; Streptophyta; Magnoliopsida; Solanales; Solanaceae. The record is from RefSeq and is a predicted model, not a curated record. Bases 207 to 821 code for a protein of 204 amino acids. The transcript has a single exon.